AUGUUUGCUGAUAUCGUAUACCAAAGUGGCGAUCAAUACAUUCAAAGUUUCGAAGACAUUCAAGCCGGGAUUCUUGUAUUCCUGCCAUGCUGGAUUGGUUUACUUAUGGUGACAAUUGUGAUUCGGGGUUGUGUGAAACUUCCGGGGAUGCAAUCGUCUUUUGGAUAUUUGAUGAAAUAUUAUAUGAUAGCUGGAAGCAUUGCGCCGAUAAAUAUGGGUGUUUUCUAUUUUUUCGGGGUGAUGAUGUGAGUUUGAAACACGAAAACGCGACGCACGCCGACCGCGACGCAUCUGAAGGUAUAGAACAUAUCACUUGGGCCUUCCCGUUUGUUGUCGGGCACACUGCGUUUAUAUUUCACGCGAGAGAAAACGAGAGAGUGUGCGUGUAGAAGAGAUGCGAGACGAAAAAGGGAUAUGAACAAAAGGUCUCGCAGCGAAUUUCUCUCGAAACCGGGAAAAUGUACAUUCUUAAAGGGACAUCAAAUUCGUCAUCAACAAUUCCCGAAUCUUCGGCAUGAUCGCUCUAAUCCUCACACCAAUUCUACAAUCCCAACUCCUCAUGAUUUCACUAAAUCGAUUCUUCGCCCUCGCAACCCCGGCAUACUAUAAGAAAAUGUUCGAGUUGAAAUAUCAACGAGUUUUUGUUUUUCUCUGCUGGUCUACCCCGCUGAUCUACACACCGAUUAUCACCUAUUAUAGUGAGUUAGGCUAAUUCUCUUUUGUGUGGGUUCAGGAAAAAAAGAAGAGAAUUUCAGAUGACUGCAGCUAUAAAUUCUAUCAUUAUGGCUGGUUGUUCACCUAUGUUAUCAAUGAGAAAUGUGGGAAUAAGCUUGAGAUUAUGCUGCGGGGAGUUCAGGCGUUUUUUGCCUACUCAAUGGUUCUUGUUGAUAUUGUCACGAUUCUUCUGUUGAUUUGCUUUAGGGUAAGAUUUCCCCCUCCCAAACAGGACAAAAAUACGUUUCAAUCAUUAUCUUCUGCAGAAAAAAGUGCUUCAAUCACACAGCGCUCAAAUCCGCCGACGCGAAAUCAGUUUCGGUCAACAAGUGGUGAUCCAGGGUUUCGUCUACAUGAUGUAUGGUUUCUGGUACAAUCUGGGCAAUCGUUGGAUCCCCCAAAGUAUCCCCGAAAAUUGGCGGAUUUUUUGGACGACUGCGUUCUCAGCGAACAUGCUGCAUAUUUUUGGGACCAGUGUCAUUUUCAUUUUCAAUAGCGAGUUUUCCCGGUGGUUGAGGUGUUAUAAACGCGAGGAGAUUAUUGUAGUUUCGAAUACCUCGAAUUAA
This is a messenger RNA of Caenorhabditis angaria, 1280 nucleotides long. The record is from the annotation of a GenBank genome assembly. Lineage: Eukaryota; Metazoa; Nematoda; Chromadorea; Rhabditida; Rhabditidae.